AUGCGCUUAUCAGGAAUGUGUAUUUCUGGUUUUAUUGCCAGUGAAAUAGUUCUGGCUUAUGAACAUAUUUAUUCAAACACUUCAACGGUGUCGAGCUACUCUGAAAAUGUUGAAUCUGAAGAACAAACCACAACAUGGGUUUCAGUAACAUCGACAACUGGACAAAAAGAAGUUGUAACCACUUCUCCUGCUUUGGUUUCACUCAGUACAUUGACACUGGAUGAUGUGGUGACAGUUUUCACUACAUGGUGCCCAUUGACUGAAACUGAGAGUGGCACCGCUUCUUCCGCUGAGGUUACCGGUACAGAACCUGGGACUACCAGCACGGAACCUGAGGACACUACCGAGAUGUCCAUCACAUCCUGGCAAACAGUGACUAUUUCUACUGAAGUAUGCGAUGAAGAUUAUAUUUGCACUGAUACUACGUAUGUGCACUCAGUUCCAAUUUACGUUUCAGUUACCGACACUGAUGAAGAGACUGAUACUACAAAUAAAUAUUCUACUGAAGAUCUUGAGCACACCGCUACUACUCCUAAUACACUGACUUCAUCAACCAUUCUUGAAGAAGAGAGUUCAGAUGCGUUAACUCAGUCAACAGCUGCUGAUUCAGAAAGUUCGGAAAUUAUUCGAUCUUCUACUCUCACCACAGCCGAUGAACGAGGAGUCACUAUCACCACAGUUGAAUCGUCCUCCCUUUCUACUCAUACAACGGUAGUAAACGGUGUUGUUACUGUGUAUACAACCUGGUGUCCAUUAACUGAAACAUCCGCAUCUGAAUCUGUUUCAACUACCGAAGAUGUAUCCACCGGUGAAUCAACCGAAUCCUCUGAAAGUCCUACAUCUACCGAAGAUGUAUCAACUGAUGAAUCGACAUCGACUACCGAAGCUGCUUCAACUAGCGAAAAUGUAUCCACCGCGGAAUCAACCGAAUCCUCUGAAAGUCCUACAUCUACCGAAGAUGUAUCCACCGGUGAAUCAACCGAAUCCUCUGAAAGUCCCACAUCUACCGAAGAUGUAUCAACUGAUGAAUCGACAUCGACUACCGAAGCUGCUUCAACUAGCGAAAAUGUAUCCACCGCGGAAUCAACCGAGUCCUCUGAAAGUCCUACAUCUACCGAAGAUGUAUCAACUGAUGAAUCGACAUCGACUACCGAAGCUGCUUCAACUAGCGAAAAUGUAUCCACCGCGGAAUCAACCGAAUCCUCUGAAAGUCCUACAUCUACCGAAGAUGUAUCCACCGGUGAAUCAACCGAAUCCUCUGAAAGUCCCACAUCUACCGAAGAUGUAUCAACUGAUGAAUCGACAUCGACUACCGAAGCUGCUUCAACUAGCGAAAAUGUAUCCACCGCGGAAUCAACCGAGUCCUCUGAAAGUCCUACAUCUACCGAAGAUGUAUCAACUGAUGAAUCGACAUCGACUACCGAAGCUGCUUCAACUAGCGAAAAUGUAUCCACCGGUGAAUCAACCGAAUCCUCUGAAAGUCCCACAUCUACCGAAGAUGUAUCAACUGAUGAAUCGACAUCGACUACCGAAGCUGCUUCAACUAGCGAAAAUGUAUCCACCGCGGAAUCAACCGAGUCCUCUGAAAGUCCUACAUCUACCGAAGAUGUAUCAACUGAUGAAUCGACAUCGACUACCGAAGCUGCUUCAACUAGCGAAAAUGUAUCCACCGCGGAAUCAACCGAGUCCUCUGAAAGUCCUACAUCUACCGAAGACGUAUCCAUCGAGGAAUGGACAUCUACCGAAUCAUUUGAAUCAAUUAGUGAAUCUCAGCUAACCAGUACUGAUGCAACGACUACGGUCUCCCAAAAUGGCACGACUAUUGAAUCGACGUCUUCUGAUGUUCCCUCAAUCAGCACCGCUGAAUCUGAAACUGUUGAAAUCAGUACCAUUACCACGCAUAAAUUGGUGACAGUAAUCAUCAGUACCGAGGUUUGUGAGAGCAAACCAUGUUCACCUUCGACCUACACAUCUGUCAGUACUUCUGAAAUAGUAACAUCGCAAACAAUCAGUCCUUCUUCCACUCCAUCCUCUUUCACCGAUUCUACAAUUCACAAUACCGAGACUGUUAAUUCUGAAACUUCGAGUGGCGAUUUCGAUACGAGCGUAACAUCAGAAUGCUCUGAUGAAGAUUGUAUGCAAAGUUUUACCACCUUAAAGCCAACUGUCUCAACAGAUUCAGAGUCUUAUGAUUCUCAUUGUGAUAGCUGUACAACAUCAGUCAUUCCGAUCACAACUACCGAUUCAUCGGGAAUUGAAACAACACAUAGCACAACAGCUGUAUUAUCUACUGUAACAACUACAACAAAUGGCGUAGUUACAGAAUAUACAACAUGGUGCCCACUGACAGAAACCACCUCAACUUCUUCGACACUCUUUUCCGUGUCAACUAGCGAUGAGGAGGAAAGUCCUAAAACGACAAAAACCACAUCUGUAUGCUCUUCUUGCGAAACAUCAGAAAUAUCAUUAACAAGUACAAAUUCAGAAGGUAGCACAACAGUUGUAACUACAAGCGCAGUACUUUCAACGGUUACAACAACAACAAAGGGAGUUGUAACUAUUUACACUACAUGGUGUCCAAUUACCGAAGAAGAUAUCACUUCUCAAUCUAGUACUACUUCCUCUGAUACUGCACAAGCAUCUUCAGUUUCUUCAACAACCUCAGGGAACUCUGAACUGCCUUCCUCCACUGAAACAACAAGCUCUGAAUCUCAGCUGUCCACAACUCUUACCGAGAAAUGCUCUGAAUGUAUUACAUCACACAUUCCUAUAACGUCAACUGAUUCGCAUGGAAGCGUCACAACCAAGACAACCAGCGCUUAUUUGUCAACAGUAACGACUACCACUAAAGGCAUUGUUACUGAAUACACUACAUGGUGUCCAAUAAAUGAGGAAUCCUUAACAGAAAGUACUACAAAGUCGACAUCAUCCUCACUAUCUGAACUUCCUUCAACAGAGGUUUCCACUGAAUCGACUGAGCAGUCAUCAACUGAAACUGCAAUUGAGUCAACUUCAUCAACUAAGAAGUCGUCAAUCGAAACUACUGCAGAAUCAACUUCUCCACGAACAACCGAGCAAUAUUCGACGGAAACCACUAUGGAGUCAACUGAACAAUCUUCCACAGAGACCACUACUGAAUCAACGUCAACACCCUCAUCAUCUGAGCAAUUUUCGACUGAGACUACCAUUGAUACUAGUGAAACUCCUUUGACUGAGACGACUGAGCAACCUUCAGAGACGGCAGUUGAGACAGCGUCAUCACCAACGUCUGAACAACCUUCUACCGAAACCACAAUUGAGUCAACUCCCUCAUCAUCAUCAGUACCAACUACUAAUUCAAUAACUUCAACAACUUCUGAAACACCAACACAAAGUUCAAUCACAACUGAAAGUACAGAUGAUACACAUACCCCAGAAUCAAGUCCUAGUCUCGAAACACCAGUGACAAUUGCUCCAAAGUGUUCCGAUUGUGUUACAUCUGAGAUUUCGACUGUUUCAACGGAUUCUACAGGCAAAGAGAUAACGUACAGCACAAGUGCUUUCUUAUCUACAGUGACAACAACGACUAAAGGUAUAGAAACAAAGUAUACUACUUGGUGUCCUCUAUCUGAGACAUCAGAGUCAUCAUCUAGUUCAUCUGUUACUACACCAUCUACUGGGUCAUCCUCGAUUUCAACCUCCGCUUCAUUAGAUUCUACCACAUCUGGAACAUCGCCAACAGAUUUUACCACUGAACUUCCCUCAGGUACCACGAUAGCACCUCCUGCUGAGAUAACAGUCACCUCAGAUGAACGUAUCACUUCCUCUUGGUCUUCUUCUACAGUUUUCACACCAACGACCCAGGAACCCUCAAGAGGAACAUCAGCACCUGUUGAGACAUCUUCUGCUAUUAAUUCUGAAGAGCCUGCGACAGUUGAAACAGCAGAAACAGUAUUACCGAAAUCAUCCACUGAAUCAACACCUAAUAUCAUUUCAACUGACACCGAAACAUCAUCUUCUGGAGUGACUAGAACUACACCAGCAACAAACGUUCCAAACACCACAAAUAAAGAAGAACACACUACCACCCUUGCUACCCCUACAUCACCCGUAUCAUCUUCUGUUCCGUCUUCAGCAGCUCCUUCACAAUCCAGCUCCGCACCAGUAAUAACAACUGCUACUUCUACUCAACAAACGUCAUCUAGUGUUCUGGUAUACGAAGGCAAUGGGAAUAUCGCCUCAGCAAACGUUUUCGUAACCCUAACCACCUUCGUGUUCUACUUCUUGCUAUGA
This is a messenger RNA of Kluyveromyces lactis, 4272 nucleotides long. RefSeq lists its product as uncharacterized. The transcript has a single exon. The record is from RefSeq and is a predicted model, not a curated record. Bases 1 to 4272 code for a protein of 1423 amino acids. NCBI's taxonomy places the organism in Eukaryota, Fungi, Ascomycota, Saccharomycetes, Saccharomycetales, Saccharomycetaceae.